Molecule: messenger RNA, 1804 nt
Organism: Mollisia scopiformis
Lineage: Eukaryota; Fungi; Ascomycota; Leotiomycetes; Helotiales; Mollisiaceae
Product: MFS nicotinic acid transporter-like protein
Exons: 5
Coding region: 317-1804 (495 amino acids)
Biological process (GO): transmembrane transport
Cellular component (GO): membrane
Molecular function (GO): transmembrane transporter activity
Source: RefSeq, a predicted model, not a curated record
GCAACCAUCACCGCACGAUGCAUGGAUUUACGAAUGCCCGUCCCAGGACCUUCUUUUAAGCAAGUGCUAUCAUAGGUCCCGAUGUGUGGGUGGAAUCGCGGAUGGCAUAUGCGCCGGCUUCGUAAUUUGGAGACGGGAUUUCGCGUCUAACAGUAGUUGAGCUUCGCAUUUUGGUGUCUUCUUUCUUUUUCCUCUGAAACUCAAUGUUGCAUCUUUUUACCUGCUUCUUCCUCCGUUAAGAUGAAGACAUAAAGUAGCUCUUCCUUUCGUCAGCUUACCCAUUCUUCAAGUCCAAAUCUAAGUCGAGUGAUACCAAAUGGCGACUGUACCAGCGCAGAACGACCAGGAGAAGAUUGCUCUCGAAAGAGGCAAUGGGGGAAGUGGAGCUCCGUCGUUGUCUUCUGAAGAGGCAUUCGAGAAUCCUACUGGCAUUGACGAGAAGGCUUUGGUGCGACGAUUGGAUUUGAAGCUCCUCCCUCCAUUGACAUUACUCUAUCUUCUUUCCUUCUUGGAUCGAAGCAACAUUGGCAAUGCUAAGUUGGACGGGUUGGAUACGGAUUUGCAUAUCACGGGCAAUCAGUACUUGCUUACUUUGACUAUGUAUUUUGUUGGAUAUGUCUUGUUCGAGAUUCCCUGUAACAUUAUCCUCAAGCGGACUACACCGAAAAUAUGGCUGCCAACACUCAUGCUCGUUUGGGGUAUUGUCGCUACGCUGAUGGGCGUAUCCCAAAGCUUUGCUGGGAUCGUAGUCGCACGCUUUUUCUUGGGCGUCACUGAAAGCGGACUGUUUCCUGGAGUGGUGUUCUACCUGUCGAUGUGGUACAAGAGAACAGAGACCCAUUACCGAGUGGCACUAUUCUUCUCAGCUGCCUCUCUCGCUGGGGCGUUUGGUGGGAUCCUAGCAUAUGGAAUUGGCUUCAUGAAAGGAGUUGGAGGAUAUAACGGCUGGCGAUGGAUCUUCAUCAUCGAAGGACUUUUCACCGUAGUAGUCUCCGGCCUCUCUUAUCUCUUUAUCCACAAUUACCCCUCCACCGCCCCCUUCCUAACCGAGCCCGAACGAGCCUUCAUCCACGCCCGCCUCAAGACGUCCUCAGACGCAACCCUCAACGAACCCUUCUCCUGGACCGGCGUCCGCUCCGCCCUCAAAGACUACAAAUGCUGGCUCUACGGCCUCAUGUUCCACACCAUGUCUUUGCCCCUCUACACACUCUCCCUCUUCCUCCCCACCAUUAUCAAAACGCUCGGCUACACCGCCGCGGACGCUCAACUCCUUACCGUCCCGCCCUAUUUCGUCGCCACGGUCUUCACAGUCAUCGUCGCUGUCCUCUCCGAGAAAACACACAAGCGCUCUCCUUUCGUCCUAGCAUCCACCUCCCUCGCCAUCGUCGGCUAUAUCUUCCUCCUCUCCGCGCCCGUGGAUAAACCCGGGCUGUCAUACGCAGGAACCAUCCUCGCAGCCUCAGGGAUCUACCCUUCAUGUGCGAUCGUGCUCUCGUGGGCAGCGGCAAACGUGUCAGGGCAGACGAAGAGAGCUACAGCGACAGCGAUGACGAUCACGAUUGGGAAUCUGGGCGCGGUGCUGGGGACGCAGCUUUAUCGGCCCUCGACGAGCCCGAGGUGGUUUUUGGGACAUGGAUUUGCGAUUGGAUAUUUGGGGAUGAAUAUCGUUGGUACGUUGGUGCUGUGGUGGUGUUUGAAUAGGGAGAAUAGGAAGAAGGAGGAGAGGAGGGCGGGUGGUGAGGGGGUGGGUGAUGAGGAGCCGGUUAGGAGUGAUGAGGAUAUGAGGUGGAUUUUCCAGACUUAG